AUGUCGAGCCCUAAGCUUUAUCACACCGCGCUAAAGUCAACGUUCUGCGGCAUUGAACCAGCAUUAUCAACACCAGAUGCUCAAAUACACCAAUAUUUCGGAAUUCAAUACGCCACUGUCCCUGCGCGCUUUCGCCAGUCGAAACUACGUACAUCGUAUCCGCCUAUUACUGACGCCACAGCUCAUGGGCCAAUAUGUCCUCAAGUAAGAGGCGGCAGAACAGCUGAAGAGCUCUUGUUCGGCAUCUCUGCUGAUGAGAUCCCACAACAAAAUCUAAAACACGACGAGUUUGAGUGUCUCAACCUCAACAUAACCUGCCCAGCAGGUUUGACCCCACACUCUCGUAUACCAGUCAUGCUUUGGGUGCAUGGUGGAGGCCAUAGAGGGUCUGGCUCUCAUUGGGUGUACGAUGGCGCACCCAUGGUUCGAAAAAGCGUUGAAAACGGGAAACCAAUCAUGCUCGUGACCUUCAACUUUCGCUUAGGCCUCUUUGGCUUCGCCGCCAGCCCUACCAUCCGGGAUGAUAACAAACGCGCUGGUGACGAAGGCACCGGUAACUAUGGCCUACGUGAUCAGAGGCAAGCCAUGAACUGGCUGCACCGCUACAUCGGCGACUUCGGUGGAGACCCCAAUAACAUCACCCUGUUUGGGACAUCCACCGGUGCCGCCGACAUCAUAUGCCAUCUGCUUUCUAAAGCAAACAAGACGCAACCGCUAUUCCAACGGGCCAUCAUACAAAGCGCUGUCUUUGAACCAAUCUUACCAGAUAUUCCAAGCGCGGGAUGGCAUCUCUCCAGAGUCAUGUCGACCCUCCACGUUUCCCAAAUAGACAGCUUGCGAGCCAUCGAGGCUGACAAGCUUGUUGGUCUUGGGCACACUUUGCGAGCCAUCGAUGAUGGCUUCUUCUUCCGAGAUGACUGGAAAAAUCAUUUCGAAAUUCACCAUCACCAUCAUCACGCGCACAAGGCCAGUACCCUUUUGCCUCCAAGCACUCGAAGCAGAAGUCGCUCUAUCAUCCAAAGCCUUCGAUCGCCCUCUCGAACCCGAAGCCCGCGGCUUCAACUCCCCAGCACCCUACAGCCCCUAAUCAUCGGGGACAGCGUUUCCGACUCCCUCUUGUGGUCGCGUCCCAUAUCCAUGUGGACGCCCAACGCCGUCGUAAGGCGCGUAAAAGCAAUCUGCCAAUCUCUCAGCAAAGCGAGCAACCUCCUUCGCGCCUAUGACAUCUCGUCGUACACCCCUGACGACGAGAUCGUAGACCGCGUUUUGGAUCUGGUCAACGACGCACGCGUUGCGUGGCCCACGGAAUGCUUCAAUGAAAACGCCAAGCGUGAGCGAGGCGGGCACGGCGUCUGGCGAUACGUCUUUGACCAGGAAGGUCCAUCGCGUGGGCUUCCACACCACGCUGCGGAUCUCAUAUACCUGUUCGACACCGUCCCUCUGCCGGCCUCUGCACGCCCGUCCUCCACUGAACCAGAGGUGUUCUACGACGGUCCGUUCGACUGCUCGGACGACGAAGAUGCGGAGAUUGUUAAAUGCGAUAAUGGUGCACGCUACAUUGAAGAAUCUCAAUGGGAAACAGCCGUAGUCGAUGAAUAUUCAUACGCUCGCGUCCGGGACGCGAUUAAUGAGCGCUGGGUGGCUUUCGCUUACGGCGAAGCACCAUGGAGAGAAGACAAAGUCUUCGUCUUUGGCCCGGAGGGUGAGGCUGGGGAGCGAUCGUCAGGGAUUUUUGAGGGCCGUCGACGAAAACAAAUGUGGAAGGAGGCUUUCGACCCUCUUGGGCCACAACUCGUCCAAAAAGUGGGCGUGGAGCUCAGCAGGGGUCCAUCGCUUGGUGCGGAUAGAGCUUAG
This is a messenger RNA of Laccaria bicolor S238N-H82, 1854 nucleotides long. RefSeq lists its product as uncharacterized. The transcript has 5 exons. The coding region runs from base 1 to 1854 and encodes 617 amino acids. The record is from RefSeq and is a predicted model, not a curated record. NCBI's taxonomy places the organism in Eukaryota, Fungi, Basidiomycota, Agaricomycetes, Agaricales, Hydnangiaceae.